UGCCUACUGAUUCCAUGUUGAAAACCAUCUCACUGCUGCGUUAACUUCUGGUGUCUGCUGCAUUAUUUUUCAGCACGUGGUAGUGUAAAGUCUGAGAGAGAAAUUGCUGCAGUUUAAGAUUCUGAAUCCUAGUGGAUAAUUCAUGGCUACCUUUUUAUAUGGAUCAUAUGACCACAUUGACUUUGACUUUGACUUUGACUCCAAGGUGAUAGUAGUCUAUAAAUUCCAGGCAUUUGACAGACGGCAGUUGAUAACAGCGGCAGCGCACAAGAAUGGCGGGGCUGUAUGAGAAACCGUCGGAGACGUACGCCAAGAAGCGGCCGCGGUACCCCAAGGAGUGGUUCUCCAUGCUCGCCUCCCUCACCGCCGGCCACCACCGCGCCUGGGACGCCGGCUGCGGCACCGGCCAGGCCUCCGUCAGCAUCGCGGAGCACUACGACGGCGUGGUCGCGACGGACGUGAGCGAGGGCCAGCUCCGCCACGCCAUCGCGCACCCCAAGGUGCGGUACCUGCACACGCCGGAGGACCUCCCGGAGGACGACCUCGUCGCCCUGGUCGGCGGCGAGGGCUCCGUGGACCUGGUCAUCGUGGCGACCGCGAUCCACUGGUUCGACGUCCCGCUCUUCUACGCCGUGGUGAACCGCGUCCUCAGGAGGCCAGGCGGCGUCCUCGCCGUGUGGGGGUACAACUACGACAUCCACCCGUUCGGGGACAAGCUGCAGGGGACGCUGUACCCGGCCAUGCGGCCGUACAUGGACCCGAGGACGAGGCUGGCCAUGGAGCGGUACCGCCAGCUGCCGUUCCCGUUCGAGCCCGUCGGGGUGGGCCGCGAGGGCGAGCCGGCCGACGUCGACAUGGAGGCGGAGAUGACGCUGGAGGACCUGGCCGGGUUCGUGAUGACCGGCUCCGUCGCGACCACGGCUAGGGAGAAAGGGGUGGACCUGGAGGCGCUGGUGAAGGGUGUGAUGAAGGAGGUGGAAGAGGGGUGGGGGGAUCGGCCGACGGUGCCCAGGAAGCUUGUGUUCAAGGCCUUCAUGCUGGCUGGGAGGCCCAGGUGAUAGAUGAACUGCUGGCUGGUGAAUUGGGAUCAGUACCGUAGAGUAAAAUACUAAAAUGUGAAGUUUGCGACUUAUUACUGCCUUCUUUUCAAAAUACUUUAAAGUUCUAGAUUUAUACUAAGUCAAAUAUCUUCAAGUUUCACCAAGUUGUCAUUCGUAGUCUAAAAAUCUUGAUGCAAUCUCUACUAUCUAAAAGAAACGGAGCGUUUCGUUUCCCCUCUUAGGUUCGUCCAACCUGCGUUUCGCUCGUCGCUCCUCUAAUCGCUCGCACAUGGGCCAAAGGCCAAAGCCCAGCCCCGGCGAGCCAUUCCUUCCUCCUGAUCUAAAAAAAGGCACUCCUUCCUCCUCACGCCCUCGAACUGGCGGCGCUAGGGUUUUAGCGUUGUCACCCAUCCCCAACCCGUCCUUGGCUCCUGGGCUGCCGCUCGACCUCCACGGUCGCUCCUCGCCAACGCUUGCUUCCCCGUAUCUCGCCUUUCGUCGAUAUGGACUUGUGCUCCCCGCCCCCAUGGUGAUGUGCUGGAAGCGUGCUCCGCGGCUCCUCCCCCACGGUCUCGCACGGGAAGGGCGAGGGCGAGUCCUGGUGGCUGAUGCAUGUGGGUGCCAAUGUGGUGCCUGUUAAGAUUUCCACUGAUUUCUUCUCCGUUCAAAAUUGUCUAGCCAGCAACCUUUCCGCCUGGUUUCCAGUGAUAGUUGACAUCAGGAAGGAACUCACAAAGUUCAGUAAUGCCCAGGUUAAGUAUGCCCAGGUUAAGUACACCAGCAGAAACAAAAACACGCUAGCUCACCUCUGAGUCACGGAAAUAUGCAAAUGAUUGCUGGGCGUACUAGAUGACCUGGCUGCAGGUUUAGCUGCCGACGCUAUGUUGGCUGAAGAGUAGUUUUUUGUACUCUGUUUUCACGUUUCAUGUUUUCUUCUUAUUGUUUUCUCUGAAUUUUUUCCAACCAGGCUGACAACCCCUUUCCAUUGAAUAACAAAAUAUUCAGUUCAGUACAAGGAUCGACCAACUCUACAGUACAUCAUGACAACCAAAAAAAUAAUUAGUUAGAUGCAGAUGUGUGAAUGAUGAAUGGGUGCCGCCUUAAAUCAUCAGCACAUGAGUGGUUGCCUGAUCAAAUGCUCACCCUGGACGGCCUGCUCGCCAAAGUGGUUACGCCGAGUUAUAGCUACUGGGCCACCGUCUCGCCGCUCUGGGUGUGGUGUCACUCCUGUUCCCGACAUCAGUAAUCAAUAUGUUGACUUGGCACUUCCAUUUGCGACAUACCUGGUAAUUGUCGAAGAGUUGGAUGAUUGUAAGCCGGAUGUACCAUUAACAACAAUGGUGAGGAUGGAUUGGGGAGACGAAGAUUACAGGAGGACAAAGAAGGAGGAGGAGGAUUUCAAGGUAAAAAGAUCGACAAUGCUAUUUGAUGUGCAUGAGGAUCCUAAACAAAACAUAAUUGAUGUGAAACCAAUAGGAUAUUUAUGCCCCGUUGCAACGCACGGGCAAUUACCUAAUUUUUAUUGAAAAAUGUUAUUUGGCUUA
This is a messenger RNA of Triticum aestivum (bread wheat), 2584 nucleotides long. RefSeq lists its product as uncharacterized. The record is from RefSeq and is a predicted model, not a curated record. The transcript is spliced from 3 exons. The coding region runs from base 273 to 1058 and encodes 261 amino acids. Lineage: Eukaryota; Viridiplantae; Streptophyta; Magnoliopsida; Poales; Poaceae.